Molecule: messenger RNA, 1311 nt
Organism: Ilyonectria robusta
Lineage: Eukaryota; Fungi; Ascomycota; Sordariomycetes; Hypocreales; Nectriaceae
Product: AMMECR1 domain-containing protein
Exons: 2
Coding region: 187-939 (250 amino acids)
Source: RefSeq, a predicted model, not a curated record
CCUUCUCGUGCCUCUGGUCUUACUCCCAGUGUCUACUCUGCUACUCUGCUACUCGGUCUUGUCUGCUUGCUACUGCUCUGUCAGACGCACGUCAUCUCUCGUUGACUGUCUCUUUUGAUAUCCUGCUGCUUGUGUCCUCUCCCGAUCCAUCUCCUGACCUUGCCUGUCAGGCCAGCGUCUUCCCCGAUGGCGACCACCGAACAUUGCCUCGCGUGCUUCGACGCCCUCGAGGCGCACCUCACCAACCGUAAGCCCUUGUCCCUCGACGAGAUCCAGGCGCUCCUGGCCGCUCCCCCCAGCUCUACUCCGUCCGCCGCAUCCAAAGGCCUCCAGGACCCCGCGCUGCGCCGUCUUGCCGCUGAUACCGAGUCGUCUUCGUCCUCGUCGACCUCGCUCGCCGCGUCGACCCCCGCCACUUCUACCUCUUCCCUGCCGCUCCCUCCCACUUCUGCUCCCCUUUUCGUCACAUGGAACACCAUGGAGGACGGCGAGCCCUCACUGCGCGGGUGCAUCGGCACCUUUGAGUCCCAGCCGCUCUCAGAGGGCAUCCCCGAGUACUCGUUGAUCUCAGCCCUCCACGACACCCGCUUCUCGCCCAUCCGAAAGUCCGAGCUACCAACUCUGCAAGUUGCCGUCACGCUCCUCACAGACUUCGAAGAGGUCGACGACAUGUACGAGUGGGACGUUGGCGUCCAUGGCAUCCGGCUGUCUUUCUACGACCGCGGUCGCCGCUACGGCUCGACUUACUUACCCGACGUCGCCUCUGAGCAGGGUUGGACUAAAGAUGAGACUCUCUUCAGUCUGAUCCGCAAAGCAGGCUGGAUGGGUAACCGCAAGCAGUGGAAGGACUUGGAGCUCAAAAUCACCCGCUAUCAGGGCAAGAAGAGCAUCCUUGAGUACGAUGACUACAAGAAGUGGCGGGAGGGUCUUCAAGACUGAGCAGCUUACGUGAGACAUGCAAGAGGCGCUCUUCAAGGCCAGCAGUGGUUAUGGAGUUGAGGGUAGAGUCGGGAUUGUGGAGUGGCAUACACACAUCACUCAUUCUUUUCUCAUGCAAUUCACAGACGAUUUACAGACCUAGUUGGCCAAGUUGAUCUAGCUGACCUUGGUUGUGGACUUGCUGGCUAUUCUAACCAACAGCCGCUACACUUGGCCAUGGGCAAAUGGGAUGGUGACCACUCCAACGGCGGAGCCCCUCACAAAUCGAUUCACUGACCCGUCAACUGCAUUCGCACGAGCGCGUAGACUAGCCACCAUGGCGCAUUGCCAAGGACAAGUAUCCUGCCUAGGAUGCUAGAUCACCGCUAAACC